CACCCGCUGCGGCUCCGCUCGAGCCGUCGGUGCGCCGGGCCGCGCCACCGCCGCCGCUCCGCCAUGUGGCUGCUGGCCGCCUCCGUGCUGCUCGGUGCCCUGCGCGCAGGUUCUGCCCAGUUGAUACUUUCUGGGACAAGUAUUGUAGAAAAAAGCGACUGUAAUAAAACCGUAGUUUUACCUUGUUACGUGACUAAUCUAAUCCAGAACAAUGAAAAUGUCAUGUUUGUUACAUGGACAAGCCAAGGAGUUAUAAUUUUUUCUUAUCAUGGAGGAACCAAGAAGGUUAAUACUCAUCCCUCAUUUUCGUCUGCAAGACUUCUAUCCCCGCCGGAAUUAAUCAAGGGUGUGGCCUCGCUGGUGCUUAACCGUAAACAAGCGACUGUUGGAAAUUACAGCUGUAAAGUAACAGAAUCAAACAGAGAAGGAAAAAUAAGAAUGCAACUUAUAGCCGUCUCAGGAUCAUGGUUCCUUCUAGUGGAGAGGGCUGUCAUCGUAUCAUUGGUGUGCUUACUUGUUAUUUUAUGUGCAGCUCAGUUAACUGUUAUUGGAUUAAAAUAUGAAAUUGAAUCUCAGAGGAAAGUGUGCAUUAUUGUAGCGCUUGUCAUCUUUGCAGUUGUAGCUGGUGUAGGUGCUGCUCUUUUUAUCCAAGAUGGCUAUACUGUACAGAAUCAGGCUGGUCUUGGCCUCAUUGUAAUCCCUGCUGUGAUUCUGGUACCACUUCAGUACAUCAUGUUUGGAAUUGUUUUUGACAGUCUACUGCAGGCAACAUUGGCUCUGAUAGGUUUAAAACUUCUUGGAUUUAUAAUUGCUGUAGUUGGUUUUGCACUGUGUGUCGCAGCCUGUCCUCCAUUACAUGGUUCUGUUCUGAUUGCUGGCUCAGCUAUUAUGGCUAUUGCAAGUUUGCUUAGUCUGGCUUACGUGUUUAUUAUGGGUUCCAGAAUGAAAGAUCAUCCUCGCCCGGGGAAAGCUGUAGAAGAACCACUAAAUGAUGCAAAAGGAGUGAUGUUGGAAUGAUGAACUGCAGAGUUAUGUGAUGCGUAUAUAAAAAGUACACCGUUGUUGAUACACCGUGGCCUUGAAGAUGCACUACUCAUCGAGAAGAAAUUCAGGACUCUAGUUGUUUUGCAUGUGUGGCAAAAGUGCUUUUGAUAUAAAUGACAUAAUUUUAUAGUCACAGCAGCUGUAGCAAGGAACAUAUGUGUUUGCCCACAUGUGAUCUUUAUUUUCUUUUGUUAGGGUGUAUAUGGGAUGGUUGAGGGUGAGACUAUAAAAAGCGCUAUUUGCCCAGUACAGAGUCUCCCUGCAGUAAUCCUUAGUGGUAUUAUUUUCAAAAAGUAUCAUUAGUCACUGCUUUGAUAAUGGGCCUGCUGAGCCCAGAAAUUGCAAUACCAUUUAGACUAUUGUUUUCUUUAUUUGUGUGCAUGGACAAAGUAUGGUUUAUGUGUAUGAUACAAGCAGGAAGUAGAGAUUGUACAAAUACAUAUUUUCUGACAUUCAUCAAAUUUUUAUUAAAGAAAUACAAAGUUAGUCACAAAGUUGCAUAAGUACAAAGUUUAUUCCCAGCUCUCUUGAAAUUAUUAACAAAGUUCUAAUUCCACGAGAUGCUAGUAUUCCUCUCUGUGGACAGUAGUCAUGUGUGCUCUGGUGGCUGAUAUUUUUGUCCAGUGAGAGGGCUCUCAGUGCCUCCUCUGUAUCCUUUGAUGAGAAACUGCUUAGCUGUUGGAGCCUAAUUCAGCACUGGAAUUACAGAGCACAGGAGCUGGUAAUCUUAAUGCUGAAUGGGGUUCUUGUGUGUGUUCAUGUUGUGCAGUGUGUGGAAUUGGAAGCAAUUUCAGGCUUUCUUAACUCAGUGAAUUUGUGAAAGUUGCGGAUGCUUCAUAAAAAUAGAAGUUUCCUAUUUAGUAUAUUUUUGACAGUUUAAAACCUUGUUUUCUUGAAUGGAAAAGAGCUAUAUAAUUUCUGGCCCAGGUUUGUGUUGCUGCCAUUACAUCACAAAUACAUAGAAUAAAAAGUAGGAAGAGCUGAUGAGGAGUGAGGAAGCUCAGUUUCUGUAUAUAUAUCUAAUGGUAUGGUUAAAAAUCAGUUUACUAGGACUUGCACAUUCCAUGAGAUUCUGCUAUGUUUUACAGUUAUUUUGAGAGUUGUUCCAGUAUAGUUGGCUGCUCUUGGACUUUGCGUAUGCUUUGUAGAAAUCUUGACACUGUUUCCUGUUUGUACUAAGGUACUGUAUUUCAAAGGCACACACGGUUUUCUCCUUCUAACAAUUUAAAACUUGGUUUGGAAAGCUGUUGCCGAACAGUCACGUAAUAAAAUCCAUGUUUUUAAAGAUCCUGAGUAAUUUGGCAGUUCUCAAAAUUGAAUGUUACAAACCAAGGUUCAUAUCCAUUUUGUGGGUGCAUGUUGCAGGGAUUUGGGUCUCUGCACAUCGAACUCCGAGUCGCAUUAAGAAUUUAACAAAGCAAAAUUGAGGUGUCGUAUUUUACAGUAGGUGCUGUCAUAUCGUCCCUCUUGCCAAGGCUGCAGGAUUGAGCCAUUUAAAGCAAGCUAUGGGCCAGCCCUCACUGGGAUCAGUGGAACUGGACGCAGGGAAGAGGGUCACCCAUGCGAUAAGAUAUGGGAGAAACAUGUAUGGCUCUCAUUUACUGUCCUACUUUGCCAGUGGGAGUAUUCACAUAAGGUUUGAGCUCUUACAGAUGAAUCUUUUGGUGCAGGUUUUUCCAUAAUCUCAGUGAUACCGAACUAAAGAUGGGAGAUGGUGCUCCAUUACAAUUCAGUAUAAAAAUUUUUCUAAUUUAGUAUUGUGCAGUGCUCCCUGUGUAUAACUAGUGAUUCCCUCUGUCAAGUUGAAAGUCUUAGCAGCAGAGGAAUAAAAAACCAAAUUAACUGGAAUUCUGUUGAGGUAUUCUGCCUUAUAAAAGCAAUUAUGUAUAAUAGCUUUAUGUUAAUUUCUCUAAAGCAAACUGCAGCAGAACCCCCCUGUGUCACCGUGGGAUCAGGCGGAGCUGUUCCUAGGAAUUGUCAAGACCUGAGGAGCUCAGUGGCUGGCUAUGUGCUGCAGAACGCGGCCCCAGAAAUGGGAGAAACUCACCAUCCUGUUGCAUUAAGGGCUGGAUUUCUUGUAGGUGGGAAUUUAAAAGUGGGAGUUCAAAAAGUCAUUGGUACACCUAGCCAGCCCUUUCCCACCAGUAAUUUAAACCAAAGUUAUUCAUAACUGUAUGCUUUCAUUUGUGUGUGUACAUAUGUGUGUAUAUAUAAAUAUAUAGACAUUUUAAAUAUCUAUAGAUCUAUAGUCUUUACCCAAGAAACUGUUUUUAUUUAUGAAACAUAAAAUUAUUUUGUAAAUAUUGUGCUAAUAUUCUUAAAAAAUAAAGUCAUUUUAAGUUGUU
This is a messenger RNA of Camarhynchus parvulus, 3389 nucleotides long. It is a transcript of the gene CD47, whose product is annotated as CD47 molecule. Gene Ontology annotation, molecular function: thrombospondin receptor activity. Lineage: Eukaryota; Metazoa; Chordata; Aves; Passeriformes; Thraupidae. The transcript is spliced from 11 exons. Gene Ontology annotation, biological process: positive regulation of cell-cell adhesion; positive regulation of phagocytosis; positive regulation of inflammatory response. The coding region runs from base 64 to 1017 and encodes 317 amino acids. The record is from RefSeq and is a predicted model, not a curated record. Gene Ontology annotation, cellular component: extracellular exosome; plasma membrane.